AUGGGACGCAAGCCAGCUCUGAGAACGAAAAUAAAUCACGAGAAAAUAGAACUUGCCAAGAGAGAACUGAAGAUGAACCAAGAGACGGAAGCGAAGCGGAUGAAAAUUGAUCCGGACGUGAUCGUCAUUGAGCAGGCGAGGAACGACAUGAGCGACGAAGAUCUCCGAGACGAAGACAUGCCUGGCCCUUCCCACGCGUUCAAUCCCCCAUCUCCAGCUGAUGAAUUCGACAAUCAAGACGUGAAAAACUAUGCGAACAUUCAACAGGAGUUUCGUGAUCGUCGACAGGCUAUUCUCAACAACUUGAAUUCUUCCUUGAAUGAAAUGGAAGCUGAUUAUAAUGCGAUUGCCAUCCUCAAUGACGAACUUCUCCUUGAUCGACAGACUAGCCAACGAUUGAAGCGCGAUAUCGACGAACUAGCCGCUGAGAUUCAAUUGAAAAGUGCCCAGAAAGAUGUCCUCGAUAAAAAGUACGAGACUAUCAACAAGAAGAUUGAAACGAACGAAAAAUCCCUCGAUAGUGCAGAAGAAAGAAUCCGAACAUUUGAAGUUCGAUACAAGCGAGAUCAACAGAAACCCGACGAAAAGCCGGGAAAAGUUGGCGAGUUUGAGUGUCCGAUUUGCAAGGAGAUCUGUGGCACGGAAGAAAAGCACAUGGUGUGUCUUAUAAACUGUGGCCAUCGUUUCUGCAAAGACUGCAUUGACAGAGUCCUAGACGACGCCAACAAUGAUAGAGAAGAAAGACGCCGUCAUCGAAUCAAUGCUUUUCUCGACGAGCAACAACGUCUAUUCAAUGGGUUUGAUGGAGUACGGCGAGAAGCAGAACAAGCACGACAAAUGGCAGUAGAACUACGGCAGGCAGCUGAUGAAAUACGACGGGGUCCCCGCCAAGCGCGAAUUGCAAGAAGAGCAGCCCGUCCUUAUGGCGUGAGACUUGAUGUCCCUGGGGAUCCCGUUGCUGCCGAUGCUCAACCUGCACCUGCCGGCGCAGAAGGAGACAACAAUGCUGCAGAUCCUCUGGCGGAUAACGUCGCAAACCCACCGGCGGCCGGUCGUCAAAUACCUCGCCUAUACCAGCGUCACCGUUUGGGAAGGCACAUGAUGAUUGGCCGUGAUUGGAGAGAUGACAAUUUCGGCCGCUUUCUCAACAAACGAUGCCCAACAUGCCAGAAAAACUUCAGACGAGAAAAUGUCGUCCGACUCUUCUAG
This is a messenger RNA of Oikopleura dioica, 1209 nucleotides long. The record is from the annotation of a GenBank genome assembly. Lineage: Eukaryota; Metazoa; Chordata; Appendicularia; Copelata; Oikopleuridae.